ACUCCGACAUAUACGUAGAAUUUUCAAAAAGAAUUCCACAUACAUAUAUAUAUAUAUAUAGUAGUACAUAAGUAUAAAAUUAUUCUUUCAAUACAAGAAUCCUCCAAGAAAAUGGCACGCUCCGGAAUGAUUAAAGCAACAUUCAUAGUGCUCAUCGCGGUGGCGGCAGUAGUGUCCACCGAGGCGGCGGCACCGCCUCCACCAAAAAUUUCAUGCGGGAAGGUGACGAGCACCCUGGCUCCGUGCUUUGAGUACGUGUUGAACGGAGGAAAGGUGCCAAACAGCUGCUGUGAUGGGGUUAAGUCGCUGUACAAGGAGGCGAGCACCACUGCUGACCGCCGUGAAGUCUGCGUGUGCCUGAAAUCCGUCACCAGCUCCGCCUCACCUGGGGUCAUUAAUAACGCCAAAAGUCUCCCUGGAAAGUGUGGCGUCUCCAUUCCUUACGAAAUCACCCCCGCAAUUGAUUGCAACAAGGUGAAAUAGAUGGAUUAAUAUCUGGCGAUGGCUAAUUCUGCUUGGAAGCGGAAGGGAAGGAAAAAUUGGGUUUCAGUACUCUUCCGUCUAUGAAUUUAAUUAUGGUGUAGCUACCUACUUGUUUUCACUAUUAUAAUAAUCAAGAAAUAGUUUGAUUUUGGUGGUAUCUCAACUUAAUCCUCCUUC
Messenger RNA from Sesamum indicum (sesame), 660 nucleotides. RefSeq names its product non-specific lipid-transfer protein 1. NCBI's taxonomy places the organism in Eukaryota, Viridiplantae, Streptophyta, Magnoliopsida, Lamiales, Pedaliaceae. Gene Ontology annotation, molecular function: lipid binding. Gene Ontology annotation, biological process: lipid transport. The record is from RefSeq and is a predicted model, not a curated record.